AUGGCUUAUCUGGUCUCGGAGCUCAGCCCCACACAAGGAUUUCAUCCAACUUCAGCGAGUUUGGUUUACCUCCCCGGUCCAAUCCCGCAAUACGAGUCGUGUUCGCUGCACCUGUACUACUCUUUACCGCCACCCGUCUUCGUCGACACACACGAACUAGGACAGAGAAGCAGCUCCUAUACCUUCAGCCAUUGGGGUAGCAGAGAUCUCGAGAAGCCGGUCCACGCCUUGCCGCAGGAGACCUCAGAGGUUUUGAUCAAUGUUCAAAUUCCCCAAGAAGGAUACGCGGACGAGGAAGAGAUGGAGCUCAACGUCGAGGUUCCCAUGCACCUGCGGUAUGGCACUCCAAGAUCCACCGCAACGUCCAAGGAGAGCGAAGGCAAACCGUACGAGGAAAUUCAGGUGGAAUGGCCGCACGCGUUCCUCCUGUGCUCGUCAACGUCUUUAUUGAAGUCACGGGUCACCCAGCCAUCACUGCCUGCACAUAUCCUCGCAGCACUCCCUUCGCGACCCCCACGUAAACUCAUCCCGAUUCCACCGCAUUCGAACUUCACAAAGACGACCACGACACUCCUGUUGCCGCUCGGGAACCCUUACGACCUCGCCUUCGUUGAGCCAUUCACAGCGAUGACAGUUUUUAUUUGUUUCUUGUGGAUCGUCAGGGUGGCCUGGAAGACAUCACGAAGAACAGAAGUCGACACUUCAUCGCGACCAAAAACCGACUAA
Molecule: messenger RNA, 726 nt
Organism: Cyclocybe aegerita
Lineage: Eukaryota; Fungi; Basidiomycota; Agaricomycetes; Agaricales; Hemipholiotaceae
Source: the annotation of a GenBank genome assembly